GGGAAACCUUCCGGACGUUUCUGAUUGUCGUUCUCUUCCAUAUUGGUUUCAGAAGCGUACGGAGCUCACGGAUAAUUAAUCCGUAGCAAUCGAGGAAUUCUAGACUCAUCUAGUUUCCUCAACCCGUAAGAAUGAGAGCAAAGUGGCGUAAGAAGCGUAUGCGGAGGCUAAAGCGUAAAAGGAGGAAGAUGCGUGCAAGGUCCAAGUAGACUGGCAUCUUCAAUUCUUCGUUCGACCAAUUUUUCACUGUUUAACACCAUUUGACUCUCCUGGAACAACUGGAGCCUCACAAUUUUAUACAUCUUGGAUAAAAAAGCUUGAGAUCAUUCUGCAACGUUGAUCGUACGAAGAUGAACCUAAAAACCGAAAAAUGUAUUUUUUUUUUACUUUGCAUAGUUAUUAAAAGAGACUAUCAAGGUAUCAUUGUCUUACACGUUCUUUCGAGCACCUUUCCUUAUCCUAAAGAUAAAACACUCAAUAAGUAAAGUAGUAAUCCAACAAAUAAACAACAUAUUCAAUAUUAAAAACUUCAACCAAUUGUAAAGCAAGCGAAGAGCAUAAAAUGAUUGAAAACGAGGCCGAAGGACCUCGGGCAAUGGCCAUUUGUAAGAAUGUAUGUUCCUGGCAAUAAAUAACGUUAAAAGUUGAAGUUAAUUAAUUGAAAACUUGAGAAACCGACCGCAAGACAAAUUUAGUCAGUGCCGCAAAAAUCGAAGAAGAAGAAAACGAAAAUUUGAGAAAAAAUAUUUUCACGAGGAGUUUAGUAGCACAUGUCGAUAUUUUUUCUACUCCCUAAGCAUCCCCAAAAACCACGUGACAUCAACAUAACCUCAAAGAGAGUCUUCAGUUUUUUUUCACCUGCUCCAAAAAUGUGUAGCGUAAUUUCUCGAAACGUUUUUAGUGCAGGAAGAUUUUUAUACAGAUCUUCAUACGCCUACACGUGUAAAGUGCUCGAGUUCUCACAGAUUACAUCGAGGAGAACUUAUUCUAGUGAUGAAACAAGCAAAAAAAAUCUAUCUGAGGAAAAUGAAGUAGAUAGAGAGGAGGGUAACCUCCUGUCACCGGCUGUGAGGUCGAAUUUCCAGCCGUUCCGAGAGGAAGACGCUCCGGUGAUUUUUGAUGUCGAUGAGGAGAAGAAGAGGCUCGACCUGGAGGCCUUCAAUGCCAUGCAGGAUGUCCAUGAUCCAUAUGAGGGACUCAAUAUGAAGCGAGGUGUUGAUGGGGUUUUUGAGAUUGAGGACCUCGUGGAUCUGCUGAGGAAGGACAAAGCUCAAAAUAUAUUUGUUGCGACGGUUCCAAAGGAACUGAGUUACGUGGAUUACUUGGUGAUAGUUACUGGGAAAUCUCCGAGACACAUGAUUGCCCUCGCCACCUUCGUUAGGAAAGCAUAUAAAUUGAAGAGAAAUGAUGAAGAUAUAAUUCCCAAAGUCGAAGGAGCUAAUUCAAAAGAUUGGAUCGCUCUAGAUUUAGGAAACAUCGCACUCCAUAUCUUUUCAAAAAGUGCAAGAGAACUUUACGACUUGGAAACACUCUGGGCAGUGGGCGCUGAAUACGAUAACCAAUUGAACCAAGCAGAUUCCGAAGAAGAAUUCGAAGACCGAUACAUGAAAUUCUUGGAGGGAUUGCAACCAGCUGAUGAGCCAGAAACCCCCCCGGUAUCGACUUUAUUAAUGAAAUCAGUGUAAAUAGGAUUUUCAAAUAUAUAAAACAGUUCCACGAAUUUA
This is a messenger RNA of Diachasma alloeum, 1724 nucleotides long. RefSeq lists its product as uncharacterized. NCBI's taxonomy places the organism in Eukaryota, Metazoa, Arthropoda, Insecta, Hymenoptera, Braconidae. Bases 771 to 1685 code for a protein of 304 amino acids. Gene Ontology annotation, cellular component: mitochondrion. The record is from RefSeq and is a predicted model, not a curated record. Gene Ontology annotation, biological process: negative regulation of translation; negative regulation of ribosome biogenesis. The transcript is spliced from 5 exons. Gene Ontology annotation, molecular function: ribosomal large subunit binding.